AUGUCACCAAGCACCUUUUUCGAUCUCAUAAACGCACUAUCCUCACUGAAUGUCGAUAAGUUCCAGCCAUUUGAGUUGAUAGAAACCCAAUACAAGAACUUUGGACAAGGCAAUGGGGCAGUCUCAACCGACGUUCUCAUUCCGAAAGCUCUCCUUGAAAAGGACGAAGUGACGCAAUGCCCGAUCAUGGUGCGCAUUCACGGUGGAUUUUUAGUAACUGGAUCGAGCCGCUAUGCUCCCUGGUUCUCAAACUGGAUCUUGAACUAUUCUCUACGAUCUCAGGCUAUAAUUGUCUCCCCAAACUACCGGCUUCUACCUGAGGCAAAUGGAGAGGAGAUUUUAAAAGAUAUGGAAGACUUCUGGGACUGGCUACACGCAGGUGGUCUGGUGCAGUCGAUGGAAAAGGUCGGCCUCUCUCGCCUUAUCCCCGAUUUGGAAAGAAUUUUGAUGCUCGGAGAAAGUGCUGGUGGUUACUUGGCGGUUCAGUUAGCUCUAAGUCACCCGAUGGAAAUCCAAGGAGUCAUCGCUGCCUAUCCGAUGCUGGAUCUGAAAGCACCAUUCUACACGGAAUCUUACGCGAAGCCAAUCGUUGGCGUGUCCAAUCUCCCGAACACCGAGGACCCGCCUGCACGGCUGGAAUUGGCAUUCUCGAUUGUCCAAAACGCACGCUUCUUAGAAUUCUUCGGGUCAGAAAACCCCGACCUGUUCCCAAUGGAGCGGGUUGAGCAGCUGAGUGUUUCAAGUAACUUGCAGCUGCCGCCAUUUUUCAUCUUUCACGGUGAACAAGAUUCGGCAGUUCCCGCUGAUGGAUCACGAAAAUUUGUCUCUUUACUGCGACAAAAAUUCCCGACUGUGGACGUUCGGCUUUAUAUACAGGAUGGCGACCAUGGAUUUGAUGCGGAUGCUACACUGGAGGCGCCUUGGUUGAGGGAUGGAUUGAAGAUGGCUUCGAGUGCUUGGGCUAAACCUACGUCGAGCCGGUCACAUUAG
Molecule: messenger RNA, 990 nt
Organism: Penicillium macrosclerotiorum
Lineage: Eukaryota; Fungi; Ascomycota; Eurotiomycetes; Eurotiales; Aspergillaceae
Product: alpha/beta hydrolase
Exons: 4
Coding region: 1-990 (329 amino acids)
Molecular function (GO): hydrolase activity
Source: RefSeq, a predicted model, not a curated record